AUGGCGUCCAGGAUCGCACUCCUGUGCCUUCUUGGCUUGCUGGUAGCAUCACCUGCUAUUGCUGACUCCGGCAUCUACUACCAGCUUGAAUUGAUGUGGCCAGGGGCGUACUGCGAGCAGAGCAGCGCCGGAUGCUGCAAGCCGACGACCAGCGCCAAGCCGGCGCGCGACUUCUUCAUCUCGGGCUUCACCGUCUACAACGCGACGACCGACGCUCCGGUGAACCGCUGCAGCAACAAAGCUCCUUUCGACCCUAACGAGAUUACGGACAUCCCAGGCCUGAAGCAGUACUGGAGCAACAUCAAGUGCCCCAGCAACAACGGCCAGGGCGGCUGGAAGAACGCCUGGAAGAAGUCCGGCGCCUGCUCCGGCCUCAAGGAGAAGGACUUCUUCGAGAAAGCCCUCGAGUUCCGCAGCCGGCUCAACCCGCUCGUUCGCCUCCAGAAAAACGGUAUCCAGCCGGACUUCGAGCUGUACAGCUUGAAGAAGAUCAAGAAGGUGUUCCAGUCGGGCAUCAACGCGACGCCGCUGGUCCAGUGCAGCAUGGGCCCCUUCAACAAGUACAUGCUGUACAAGCUCUACUUCUGCGCGACGGAGCAGGGCACGUUCAUCGACUGCCCCGUGGCGCCCAAGUACACCUGCUCGGCGGAGAUCCUCUUCCACCCUUUCAAGAGGUGGAUGCUCCAGCAGCUCCAGGGGGAGGACGCCGAGUUUGCCGCCGCGGCCGACGGCGACGACCAGGACGCCUUCGUGCUGCCCGGCGUGGCCAUGGAUAUGUAA
Molecule: messenger RNA, 780 nt
Organism: Setaria italica (foxtail millet)
Lineage: Eukaryota; Viridiplantae; Streptophyta; Magnoliopsida; Poales; Poaceae
Product: ribonuclease 1-like
Exons: 4
Coding region: 1-780 (259 amino acids)
Biological process (GO): RNA catabolic process
Cellular component (GO): extracellular region
Molecular function (GO): ribonuclease T2 activity; RNA binding
Source: RefSeq, marked provisional